AUGAUACGACAACCUCAACAACUAGUGUUAUGCUUUAAACAACAACAGCAGCUUCAAAGCUCUACCUUGCGUCAAAGUUCCACACUGAACUUUAAAUCCUCGUUACCUUCGGUAAAUGGGACGUGUUUUAAACAACGCAACCAACACAAGAACUUUGUAAGCUUGAACACGCCAAUUGAAAGUCCUACAUACAAUUAUCCCAUAACAGCACUCGCGCUUCCUUGUAAGUCAACGAGGAAUUCCCGAGGAAAGUCUCCUUUUGGAAUCUAUGUUCCGAGCCAGCAUUUUACUGCUCAACGGGUGAAAUCACCUGGUUCUAUGGCAACCAAGAAGAAAACAAAGGAAAAAAUUGAUGUUACAAAGUCUGAGGUUUCUCCAGUUAAUUUAAAUGAAGAAAUUACAAAGGUUUUGGAAGUGCUUGCACGAAAUGAAAAGAGCGAAGACAACGUUUAUAAAGAGCGUGCUUAUUAUAAUGCCAUACGUACAAUCUCAUUAUACCCGCAGAAAAUUACCUCUGGAGAAGAAGCUAAACAGCUAAGGGGAAUAGGAGAAAGCAUUUCUCGAAAAAUUGACGAAAUUCUAUCAACAGGUACAUGCGAAAAAUUAACAGAGUCUAGUAGUAAUCCAACAACGCAAUUAAUGAACUUAUUUACGCGCAUUUAUGGAAUUGGGCCAGUCGCUGCUAGGAAAUUUAUCGAAAAGGGAUAUCAAUCUAUAGAUGAUCUUUCCAAAGAUCCUGACUUGACACCGAUUCAGCGUCUAGGAAUUAAAUAUUUGAAUGAUUUCGAAAUCCCGAUUCCGCGUGAAGAAAUGAUUGAACUGGAUAAAUUAGUGACUAUUACUGCACGAGAGAUUGACGAAAGAUACACUGUGACUGUUUGUGGAAGCUAUCGUCGUGGUGCGCCCGAGUCGAGUGAUAUCGACAUAGUUUUAUCACAUCCAGACUAUAUAAGUUCACUUGAAUCUGAUCCUGGAGAAUUGUUAAAGAAAUAUGUGGAUUGCUUAUCAGAAAAAGAAUUCAUUAUAGAUCACAUUUCGUCAGGAGCAGUGAAAUAUAUGGGGAUUUGUCGACUUCAAGACAAUGAAUCCCGUAUACAUCGGCGGAUCGAUAUUCGACUUUUACCAUACGACCGCUACUGGCUUGGAAUAUUCACGCUUACUGGCGACGACGAAUUUAAUAAGAAAAUGCGAAGUCGUGCCAUGGAUCUAAAUAUGCAUUUGAGUGAAUAUAUACUAGCGCGCAAAGACAAAAGUACUGGUGAAAUAAGAGAACCUAUAGAAGUACAGAACGAAGCAGACAUUUUCAGAUCACUCGGACUGAGCUAUAUAGAACCAAAAGAUCGGUCUUGGCGAAUGGUUAGAAAGAAGUAUAAAUCAGAUCAAAAAACAGAGAAAAAUGUAAACGCUGCACAGCAACCUGAAUCUUCAUCUGAUAAGAUUGGAAAAGUAAAUGAAAAUCAACGAGGGGGUUCACAGCAACCUGAAGCUUCAUCUGAUAAGCCUGGAAAAGUUAAUGAAAAGCAACGAGAGGGUUCACAGCAACCUGAAGCUUCAUCUGAUAAGAUUGGAAAAGUAAAUGAAAAUCAACGAGAGGGUUCACAGAAGCCUGAAUCUUCAUCUGAUAAGAUUGGAAAAGUAAAUGAAAAUAAACGAGAGGGUUCGCAACCUGUCAAUUCAUACCACAGAGAUUGGAUAAAAGAGGAAAUCAAAUCACAGUCGUCGUCGAAUCGCUUACUAGAAGCAACAAAGCGAAUAUUUAAAUGGCCGUGGACAGGAAUUUCUUCUCGUUAA
Ambispora gerdemannii is the source of this 1791-nucleotide messenger RNA. NCBI's taxonomy places the organism in Eukaryota, Fungi, Glomeromycota, Glomeromycetes, Archaeosporales, Ambisporaceae. The record is from the annotation of a GenBank genome assembly.